Molecule: messenger RNA, 606 nt
Organism: Eremothecium gossypii ATCC 10895
Lineage: Eukaryota; Fungi; Ascomycota; Saccharomycetes; Saccharomycetales; Saccharomycetaceae
Gene: SHU2
Product: Shu2p
Exons: 1
Coding region: 1-606 (201 amino acids)
Source: RefSeq, marked provisional
AUGGCAGAGACCAACUUCAAUUACUCCAAGCUGCUGCGGAACCUCGUUACAGAAGACAACGUGCUCAAUGAGGUCGUAGUAUCGUUCCUCUACCAGCUGUUUCCUCGCGAUCUCUUUGUCCGCGCAUUCUCACUGCUCGAAUCGGCGGACAUGUUUAUCUAUGUGUGGAUGCCCACACCCAAGGAGGCAGACGAGCUGCUCGAAAGCCUAUACAAUGGAACACCGCUGUACCGCCCCAUCGUGCGCCCGCGCGGCCCGGACGACCGCCCCGUCUGCGUGGACCUCGACCAUUGGUUUUGCUCCUGUACAGAAUUUGCCGCCACGUGCCGCCCCCAUCUGGUCGGGGAUACGCCCCUGUCGGACGCCCUGUUUCGUCCCACGGAAGCAGCGGACCCCGACGACUGCUUCGGCAUGCUAGCAGGUCUGCAGCAUCUGCGUGCAGAUCCCGAGAAGCUCAUGUGCGAGCAUCUUUUUGCCUUCGCCAUACUGCUGCAGACAGAUCUGCGCGUUCUGCGCCACUUUUCCACAGGUCCGGGCGCGCAGGUCUUCGUGCUAGGCAUCACAAGCAUUGACGAAUGGCUCAAGCUGCAUCUGAAUGUUGUUUGA